This is a messenger RNA of Miscanthus lutarioriparius, 882 nucleotides long. The record is from the annotation of a GenBank genome assembly. NCBI's taxonomy places the organism in Eukaryota, Viridiplantae, Streptophyta, Magnoliopsida, Poales, Poaceae.
AUGGCGAUGUCGGCGCUGCCAACGUCCGCCCUGAGUUCCCUGGAGGCGAUGCUCCACUCUCUGAUGCGAGGAUCAGGAGGAGGAGGAGGAGCGGGGGGCGGCGAUGACGACGACACGCCCAUCGACGACACCCUCGCCUCGCCGCCGCCACUUCCCGCGCGGCCGACUCCGCGAGGCCGGCAACCUUUGCGACCGCGGUACAGAGUCCGGGUCCAGGCCGCAGAGCCAUGGGCGCCUCCGCCGCUGCCGUCGUCUCCUUCACCGUCGCCGUCGUCGCCGUCGCCUAUUGAGGACCCCGAAGACGCGAGGAUGGCGACGGAGGAUGUUUCAGCCUUGGUGGUGGAGGAGCUGGAGAGGAAGGCGGUGGAGGUCGAGGCGCGGCUGCGGGAGAAGGAGGAGGAGAACGCCGCGCUGAAGCGGCGGAUCGAGAGCUACCACAUCCGGUGGCUGGACUACGAGAUCAGGACCAAGUCCCUCGAGGAAGCCUUCCAUGAACAGAUGGCCGCUCUGCAGAUGGCUCAGGACGCUGCACGAAUGGCCGAAGAGACAGCGUACGAUCGCCGCGGACCCUCGGAACCCCACAGGGAGACGGCGGUCGAGGAUCCGCCGGUGGUGAGGCUGUGGCACGGCCGGGACCGUCUGUCGUCCGUGGGCGCCAGGCGGAGCGCGGUGGGCCGCCUCGGCUCGGAGUUCCGGCGGCAGAGCCGUACGCUGGAGCGCGCCGUCGAGCGCCGCCGGCCGCCAGCUCCGCCGACGACCUCAAGAGGCUCAAGGCGCAGUUCCGCGCGUGGGCCAAGGACUACAAGGCCCGGCUGCGCAGGGCCCAGGCCGAGAUCGACAGGGACAAACGGCGUGGGGCAGCUGCUGGAUUUGAAGUUUUGA